This is a messenger RNA of Sparassis crispa, 525 nucleotides long. RefSeq lists its product as hypothetical. The coding region runs from base 1 to 525 and encodes 174 amino acids. The transcript has 2 exons. Lineage: Eukaryota; Fungi; Basidiomycota; Agaricomycetes; Polyporales; Sparassidaceae. Gene Ontology annotation, molecular function: heme binding. The record is from RefSeq and is a predicted model, not a curated record. Gene Ontology annotation, cellular component: membrane; intracellular membrane-bounded organelle.
AUGUCGUUCAUACGUGUCGCACGGUCUAUGCAGUGGGGUGCGGGCAGGUGGGCAUUUUCACGGAGUGCACCUAACGGGCAAGCAUCUUGCACGCGACUCAUUACAGGUAUAAUUUCUGCAGGAAUUGUACUGGGAGUAUAUACUGGCCAUGCACUCUCGCACCCGCUAAACCUUGACUCUGCGAGCUCGGACAAGAAGUCAGCUGCGCACAGGGACUCUGCUCCGAAGUACAUCUUCUACCAGGAGGUUCAGAAGCAUAACACACCCGGAAGUUGUUGGGUCAUCAUCGAGGGCCAGGUCUACGAUGCCACUUCGGUGCUUAAAUGGCAUCCAGCAGGUCCGACAGUAAUUUUGAAGAACUCAGGAAGGGAUGCGACGUAUGUACCUAUUAUCCGCUCGCCGCAAACUGGUUAUGACACCUCUGGACACACUGGUACAGGAAGGUGUUUGUUCCUGUCCACCCGCUGGACACGCUCUCGCAUCUUCCACCUGAAGCGCAUCUUGGACCCGUCUGAGAACACCUAG